AUGGCUACUUCUUCCUCUUCUUCUUCUUCUUCUUCUUCUUCUCCUCGCAUCAAGAGGUACCAUGUCUUUCAGAGUUUCCACGGUCCAGAUGUUCGUAGAGGAUUUCUCAGCCAUUUACGCCGUCAGUUUGCAAGCAAAGGGAUCACAACAUUCAAAGAUAAUGAGAUCGAGAGAGGUCACACGAUCGGGCCUGAACUUGUACAAGCCAUUAGAGAAUCCAGAGUCUCAGUCGUUCUGCUCUCCAAGAAUUAUGCUUCUUCCAGCUGGUGUUUAGAUGAAUUGGUUGAAAUUUUGAACUGCAAAGUAGCUUCAGGGAAUAUUGUUAUGACCAUCUUUUAUGAAGUUGAUCCGUCCAAUGUACGGAAACAGACUGGAGAUUUCGGAAUAGCAUUCAAGAAAACAUGUGAAGGGAAAACUGAGAAAGAUAAGACGAGAUGGAUGGAAGCUUUGGCAUAUGUAGCAACCAUUGCUGGAGAGCACUCUCUAAACUGGACUGAUGAAGCGGAUCUGGUCGAAAAGUUUGCCACAGAUGUUUCGAACAAACUAAAUGUUACACUGUCAAGGGACUUUGACGGGAUUGUGGAACUGCAAGAUCACUUAAGAAAACUGAGCAAUUUGUUAUGCUUGGAGUCUGAUGAAGCAAAGAUGAUUGGGAUUUGGGGUCCUGCGGGAAUUGGUAAGUCCACCAUUGCUAGAGCUUUAUUCGAUCACCUCUCUAGAGAUUUUCUACUUAUGGGCUUUAUGGGGAACCUCAAGGGUAGUUAUAAGAGCAUAAUGGGUGUUGACAAUUAUGAUUCUAAGUUGGGUUUGCAAAACCAACUUCUGUCUAAGGUUUUGAACCAAAAAGAUAUUAGGGUACAUAAUUUAGGUGCGGUAAAAGAACGGCUAAAAGAUCAAAGAGUGCUUAUCGUUCUUGAUGAUGUUGAUGAUCUAGAGAAAUUAGAGGUUUUGGUUGGAGAACUUUCUUGGUUUGGUUUCGGAAGUAGGAUCAUUGUUACUACAGAAGAUAAAAAAAAUUUCAAGGCACAUGGAAUUCAAGAUAUCUACCAUAUGGGUUUUCCAUCUGAAAAAGAAGCUCUUGAGAUCUUAUGUUUAUCUGCUUUCAAACAGAGAUAUGUACAAGAUGAUUUUGAAAAGGUUGCAAAUAGAGUAGCAUACCUUUGUGGUUAUCUCCCGUUAGGCCUUUGUGUUGUGGGUUCAUCGUUACGUGGAGAGAGCAAGGAAGAAUGGGAGCGUCAGUUAUCAAGGAUCGAAAGUAGUCUUGAAAGAAAAACCGAAGACGUCUUAAGAGUGGGAUAUGACAGAUUGUUGAAGACAAAUCAAUAUCUUUUCCUUCACAUUGCAUGCAUGUUCGAUAAGCUCCCAAAUAGUUACGUGACAAGCAUGCUCGCUGAUAGUAAUUUGGAUGUGGAAAACGGGCUGGAGACUCUAUCCAACAAAUCUAUGAUUGAAAUCCAUUUUAACCGUAUACGGAUGCACUCUUUGCUUCAAAAAUUGGGUAGACAAAUAGUGCAUGAAGAUGAGCCUGGGAAACGUCAGUUUUUAGUGGAGGCUGAAGAGAUAUGUGAUGUAUUAGCAAAUGAAAUGGGCACUGGAUCAGUCAUAGGUAUAUCAUUUGAUGUGUCCAAGAUUAGCGGCGAAUUAUCAAUAAGUGGACAAGCUUUCCGAAGAAUGAACAAUCUUAGAUUUUUAAGGAUAUAUAACACUUGGGGACGUCAGAUGAUAUCUGAGGACCUGGAAUAUCUACCUCAUCUAAGGUUACUACAUUGGGAUUUUUACCCUAGAAAAAGUCUUCCUCCAAGAUUUCAGCCGGAACGUCUCGUCGACCUUUCGUCGUUUUUCGUCCGUCGUAAAAAAGGAUUCGUCGCCAUUUCCUCGUAG
Raphanus sativus (radish) is the source of this 1881-nucleotide messenger RNA. Its product is annotated as disease resistance protein RML1A. The record is from RefSeq and is a predicted model, not a curated record. Gene Ontology annotation, biological process: defense response; signal transduction. The coding region runs from base 1 to 1881 and encodes 626 amino acids. Gene Ontology annotation, molecular function: ADP binding; ATP hydrolysis activity. NCBI's taxonomy places the organism in Eukaryota, Viridiplantae, Streptophyta, Magnoliopsida, Brassicales, Brassicaceae. The transcript is spliced from 4 exons.